GAGAAGGCGGGAAGACUCAGAUUCGGCCUGGACUCUAAUUCCCACAAUGCCUCGCAGGCAGUCCGUGCUACUCGCUUAGUGUGAGAAGAGCUCAUUGGCGAAAGGACCGGGGCCCCGGCAGGCCUAUCAGCUGUCCUCUCAUUGUGCGGUGGCAGCAACCGACGCACACACAUUAAACAGAGAUCGGUCCUGCCUCGGCUUCCUCGAGGGCUGUGCAGUGGUGUUCUUGUUCCGCCUCUUGCUGCUAUCUUAGCUCUGAGGCGCUGGCUGCUGCUUUGUGUGCCUGUGGACAGAGCAGAGGAAGAGCCAUGAAUCUAGGGGACGGUUUAAAGCUUGAAACUGAAAUACUGGAUGGAAAAACUAGACUAAUAUUGGCUCCUUCUGUGGGUAAAUCCAAAUCAAGUGUAAAGGUGUCCAAUAAAAAUAAAAUCUUAAAACAUACACUGGGAACAAAACAGAAUGGGAAUGUUUUGAAAUCAGUGCAGACUAUCUGUGAAAAGAAUGAAUGUUUAAUGAAACACAGAAGUGGAUCAAGUCUUUUAGCAACAAUAAGUAGGAAAAACCAUGAAAUUCUGACGCCAACUAAGGAGUCCAGCCAGAAGGACCAUGCUUUUAUCAUCCACAACAACAGUACGACUGCAAAGCCUCAUAUCUGCACCACCAGAGUGUCUGUUAAAAAGCCUUUGGUCUCCAAUAAGAAGUCCCCAAAACCUUCCAUUUCUGUUGAAGAUCUAAGGGAGAGUUUGGUAUGUCUAACACAACAGCAGCUUGAACAGAUCUUAAUGGCUGUAAAAGGAGGAACCAAAGGAAUCUCACAGUGUCAGGAUGUAAAGGGAGAAGAAACAAUUCAGAACAAUCUAGGUACGAAUCCUCCUGCUGAUCAAGUUUCAGAAGAAGAAAACAUAAUGGGAUUACUUCAGAAAACUGGUGAAACUGUAUUUGUCCGAAAUGAAAAUAGUUUAAGAAACAAAGUAGCAUUGAAGCAUGCCGAACAGAUCAUUAUCACGAACUCAUGGAAACCAGCUGACAUGUUUAGUACUCUGGGUGAAAGGGAACGAGAUAAACACCUGUUGGAUGCUAAGAAAUCCCAAUGGAAGAAGGAACUAGAUGAGCAGAUAGCUUUGAAGAAAAAACUUAAAGAAAAUUUAGCAUCAGAGUCAAAAUGUUACCCGUGGCAGAAAGCAAAUGCAGUUAAAAACUGCUCAGAAAAAGGACAGAUGGCUAAUCAGGUUCAGAUGCCAUUUUCAGAGGAUGUAAGUGCUGCAAGAGAAGAUAGCCACAUUUGUGGAAGUUCAGCCACUGAGACUAGUGAACCUUCACCCAGUAUUUCAAGUGGCCAAACUGGACAAUUCUCUAGUUUCAGUUCUCCAGACUUGCCAGCUGCCAUUCGAUCAUCAUUUGUGUUGGGGGAAGCAACUCCAGUAGAGCAUCCUUUCAGUGCUAUAAAACAUGAACAACAACAAAAGUGGCUUGAAGAACUUGAUAAACAAAAAGAAGCUGCAAAACUACGGAAAAAAGAAGAAAAAUGUGAUUUAUCAAAGGCUGAAGAGGACAAUGCAUGGACAAUGCAUUUUGAUUCUUUUAAGAAUCAUGCUCACUCUUCCUCACAAUACCCUUUAAAUACAACCUAUAAAAAGCCAACUGAAACUUUACAUUUUUCUCCUGAGCCUCAAGACUCAGUUAUUUUUACACCUACAGAAGUGGAAAGUUCAGGAAAACAGGUUGGGAGUCAUACUUCAGAGUCAAGUCAGAAAGGCAGCUUCCUUCGUUCAAUGACUGCCCUUUUGGAUCCUGCUCAAAUUGAGGAAAGAGAGAGGCGGCGGCAGAAGCAGAUAGAACACCAGAAAGCCAUAAUGGCUCAAGUAGAGGAAAAACGAAUGAAGAAGCAACUUGAAGAGGAGCAGAGGAAGCGAGAAGAGCAAGAAGAAGAAUGCCGGCUUGCAAGAGAACAAGAAUUGAUGAAAAAACAGUUUGAAGAAGAUUUGCUCAGACAAAAGCAAAAAGAGGAGAUCAUGACUCUUAAAACAAAUGAACUGUAUCAGUCAAUGCAACGAGCGCAAGAGUUAGCCCAGAGAUUGAAACAAGAACAGCGUAUUAAAGAAUUGGCUCAGAAAGGACAUGAUAUUUCCAAAUUGCAAAAGAAUCUGGGUGGUAGUGAAACACUGCAUGAGAGUUACAGUGCUAACCUGAAUGGCUUUCCAGAUGAUCACAGUUCUGCAGAGAAUACCAAAAUGGUAAACCAAGAUGGCAAAGCUGUCCUCUCUCCUCGGAAGGACACUGCUGUGCAGACAGAUAGCAUUAAUACUGAGCAAACUAGGAGUGGAAGAGUGGACUGUAUGUCUCCAGAUGUUUCUAUAGAAUAUAAAGUGGACUCUAAUGGCAAAAAAUGUAAGAAAGAGCCACAAUACUCAGAUAAAAAGAAAAUUUCAGAAAAAGAGAAUAUUGUCAGCUAUAGCAGUUUAAAUGAACUGACUGCUCAAAAGCCAAAACAUACCAAACCACUGGGAAGGAAUGAGAAAAGGCCAGACUGGAACAUAAACAAACCUUGCAAAAGGUUUGUUCCAGCAUCAGAAAGAUAUCCAAGAUGUCUUCAAAAACAAAGAGAAGAAAAGAAAGCAAGGCGGCAAAUGGAACUGCUCCAACUGGUUGAAAGAAAUAGCCCUGGCAAUCUUUGUUCAAAGAAAAGCAUUUCUCCAGAUCCAUCUCCCUCACCUCAUCAUGAAGAUAAGGUGAAUGCAGUAAGAAAGGAAGAACCAUCUCCAAAAAAUAAUUUGAUUGAACCAAGAUCCGACUCACCACCUGUUCCAGCAAUUAAAAGCAGGUUACAAACACCAAUGAAGGUUUCUGAUUUUUCAUCUAAUAAUACCAAUUAUGUGAAAGAGAAGAGUAUACAUAAAGAUAAGCAUCAAAGUGAAAGACCUGCUCCAAGUGCUGAAAUGGAAAGGCCACCAUCAGCAUACUUUGUUCCCUAUGUGCGAACAAAUGAAGUGUAUUACCUGGAUCCAGAUGCACCCAUGACUAGACCUUCGACACAUGAUCUGCAAUACCAACAGCUGAACGAUUCUUACCAUACUCCACGGCAGAUUUUUAGUUCCGAUCAUGUAAGGGAUGCAAUUUUUAAUCCCAAUGUGGUGAGAGACAGGCAGCAGGCCAUACUGAAAGGACUCUCAGAAUUACGACAGGGCCUCCUCCAGAAGCAGAAAGAAUUGGAGACAUGUCUUAUCCCAAGCUUUAUAAGCCAGGAAGAGAACUUUAUUUCACCAUUUUAAAAAUUCCAGGAUUGAUACAUGAACAUGUUGUUGUGUUGCACUUUAUAGUACUUACUACUGUAAUUAUAACCCAUACCUGUCUGACAGUAUGGAAUUUUGUUCAAGGAUGCUUGAAUGACUGCAUUUUGUAUAUUUAAGGUACAUUUCCAGCAACAAGGAAUUCAUAUGAAAGGAAACAGCACUGUAGUAGGUGGUUUUGUUUACAUGGAAUAUUUGUACAAUUAACUUAUGUGUGUUCUUGGCAUGAGGAAUAAAUUGGGUAUUUUAA
Messenger RNA from Heteronotia binoei (common prickly gecko), 3537 nucleotides. RefSeq names its product coiled-coil domain containing 66 (gene CCDC66). Lineage: Eukaryota; Metazoa; Chordata; Lepidosauria; Squamata; Gekkonidae. Gene Ontology annotation, biological process: cilium assembly. The coding region runs from base 309 to 3269 and encodes 986 amino acids. Gene Ontology annotation, molecular function: microtubule binding. The record is from RefSeq and is a predicted model, not a curated record. The transcript is spliced from 19 exons. Gene Ontology annotation, cellular component: cilium; microtubule.